This is a messenger RNA of Entrophospora sp. SA101, 2562 nucleotides long. NCBI's taxonomy places the organism in Eukaryota, Fungi, Glomeromycota, Glomeromycetes, Entrophosporales, Entrophosporaceae. The record is from the annotation of a GenBank genome assembly.
AUGUUUCAAAAAUUAUUAUUUCGUCCAAAACCAUCACCAAAGGAUCCUGAGGAUCCCAAGCAUACUGAAGCUUUAUUGGAGAGUAACUCUUGGUCACCUCCAAACUUUGACACCAAACAAAUCCGUGUAAUUCUUUGUCAAGAUACGGGUGACAAGGUUAAAUUGACAUUGUUUGAUUCAGCCUAUUCCCUUAUCUCAAAUCCCACCACCAAAUCGCCUGAUAAUCGAGAUCGAUCAAAGAAUACUACAGCUAAUACCUCAGAGUUAUCAUCAUCUUGGAGUGGCAGUGGUGGUAGUAUAUUAAAUGGACAUUUUAUUCAAAAAUCAACGGCUGCCAUUAAUAUCAGAUCAUCAUCCACAAGUACCACCACCAGUAACAACAUUAUUAAUAAUAACAAUGAGAGUAAAAGAAGAAAUUUGGAUUCUGUGAAUAAAAAGGCAAAUGCUCGAACUUUACCUCCGUCAUUGAAUCGAAAUAAUGCUGGACUUGGAACUCCUAAAAAAGCAAUUCAUAAUAUCGAUUUGAUUGGGGAAAUGAUGUUUGGUGCUGUUCCUUUAUCAUAUAAAGGAAUGAACACAAAAAUUCACUUCAUAAAAAAUCCAAAACCUCAAAUCUUGCUAACAAAACUAUUUUCUAUAAAUCCCGCGAAUUUGGAAUCAAGUUCACCUGGAAGACGAAGCUCUAUUUCUUCAGUAAAUAGUGAUACAUCAAUUGCAUCUUCUACACAAGGAACCUGUGCACCGAUUAAUAUCACCACCCAAGAGCCACGUAGUAUUUCACAAACACUUAAAACUAACAAUAAUACAUUCCACAUCGAAGAUUGUUCCGAAUCUAGUGAUGACGAUUCAUACCAUGUUGUCUCUUCAUAUUCAUCUCCACCAUAUUUUUCUAACGGGCCACCAAUUCUUGGUUUGAGAACUAAUGAUUAUUCUAUCUCACCAACAUCAUCUUUAUCCACUUCUCCUCGAAGCACUUUCAUUAAUCGAAGAAUAAGGAGGUUUAGUCAAACUAGUUUGGAAAAAGGUGUGUUUAAUCCAACUCCAUUACCUGGUGGGAUGGCCCGUUUAGAUUUUUCAUCUGGAAAUAUAAGUUUGAAAUCUCCAGGUCGUUCUUUGAUGUAUGCAAUUGGAGUCGUGAUAUCACUGGAGGAUAAUGAGUUAUUAGAAGAAUUUAUCUUUUCUCAUUUUACAUUAUUAGAAAACAGAUUACACCAACUUCAUUCAGCUGCAUUAAAACUACUAUGUACUCAUCUCAGGAGGUCUUCCGGAUCAGCCACUAUUACUGGUCCUAAUUCAAUAUUUAAUCCACUGAAUAGAACAAGGUUAUCUUUAUCAUCUCUUUCAUCAUUAAUGUUUCAAAAUGAUCAAUCUUGGUUAGAAACUGUAAAUCGAUUCAAGAAAUCAUUAUGGGAAUUAUAUAGUACGCCGCGUAUCCAGGAGCCAUUAUGGUUGAACAUUUCGACUUUUCCACAAAGAAAGAACAAAUUAGCCAAUAGCCUAAUGACGGAAUUAUCUUAUUUAAUUCAAAAAUUUGAUAAACAAUCAAAUUCAUUUUUUAUUUCUACAUUGAUAACUAGUGUUCUGAUGUAUCAUUUAGGUUGGGUUCCUACGGUAGCUCCCGCAAUAGAUUUUGAUGAACAUAAUUUAUUUUACGAUCCUUUGUGGGCACAACUUGGAGAUUUGUAUGGUAAUUUGGGGACACCAACAUUAAGUCGAACAAUCAUAAUUGGAAAAGAUGUAAACAUGGUUAGACGCAUUAUUUUUAUACUUAGUUAUUUUAUUCGAUGUAAUGAAGUAUAUGAGAAUAAGGAACAAAUGAUUCCGUUUGAUUCUAACUUCAAUGGACAAAAAAAAUCCAUGAUUGAUAUUAUGAAUGAAGCAAAAUUUUCAAAAAAAGAUAUGAUGAAUAAUGGUGAAACAGAUUUAUAUUCAAAUAAUAAUCAUUAUUCAUCUGAUGGUGAUGGUGAUAAUAAUAAGCAAAAAAGGUUGAUAAUUGAUGGCUCCAUAUCAGACCUUUCUAUAGAAAAUUUUAUGGAUGUGCCAAUACCAAAGUCAGCAAAUAAAUUCACCAUACCAGAUACAAAAUUAGAUACUACAAAAACUGAAGAUGAUGAUGAUACAAAGUUAUUGUAUCGUGCAGAUCGAUUAUUUGUCAAAUCCUAUGGUAGAUCAUUGAUGGUCGGACAUUGUAAGAAUUAUAUGUCAGACUUUGUAUUAAUGGGUAUACCUAACCUUGAUGAUCAAGAUUUAUUAUUGUUAGAAACAGAUCUGAAAGACUCUUUACAGCAAUUUUCCUUACAGUUUACAGUUACUAAAACUAUUUGUAUAUUAGGACAAUUAUCUAAUUUCAUGUGUACAACUAGAGGUUAUGAUUUGUAUAGUGCUCGUCAUGCUGUUGAUGAUGAUUCUGUGACAUUUGAAGGAAGUGAAUUCAGAAACAGUGAGGGAUUUAUUCAGCAGCAACAUUAUUCAAAAUAUGUUUACAAUAUGUUACAUCAAUGUAAAGAUUUAUUCACUGUUUCAGGAAUGUCAGCAGAAUCUGCAAGUGUUUUAUUAUUUUAA